Molecule: messenger RNA, 1151 nt
Organism: Zootermopsis nevadensis
Lineage: Eukaryota; Metazoa; Arthropoda; Insecta; Blattodea; Termopsidae
Biological process (GO): chromatin remodeling
Cellular component (GO): nucleus; Ino80 complex
Source: RefSeq, a predicted model, not a curated record
AAUGUAUUUAGCACAGACAAUAGUCACAUUUCCUGUUUUGAGGCAAAUAUGUCAAGUGUUUGUUAUUGUUUUGUGAUGUCUGUGCUUUGAUUUGUGUAGAGUUACGUAUUUUAAAAAGGUCAGUCAAUUUCAGAUGAUCAAUGUUGGACGGUUGGUAUUGUCGUUCAGUGGUAACAAAUACAGAGGAAGAUGAAGAAAGUCAAGAGGAAACUAUAAAUUACAAAACACAGUACAGGAGUUUAAAACGGAAAUUGAAAUUCCUCAUUUAUGAAAAUGAGUGUUUUCAAGAAGCUCUGCGUUCUACACAGCGACGCCUGCUCAAGGCAAGUCGUGAUCGAAGCUUUCUCUUAGACCGACUGUUGCAAUAUGAGAAGAUUGAUGUGUCAUCAGGUGAGAGUGAGGAGACAGAAUCUUCCGAUGAGGGUGAGGCAAGCCGCCCAGACACUGCAAAAAGAAAGAAGCCUGACAGUGGAGUUAGCAGUCAUGUAACUGUACCGCAGUCUUCUGGGACACCGAAAAUGCAGUCAUCAGUUAAGAAAAAGCGGCCACCACCCAAAGCUCCAAAGCAGAACAUUGUAACACCUUUGCAGGUGUUCGGCAGCGUUCCGGUAUCUCUGCUGUCCGACGGACACAUGACUCCAGAGGAAGUAGAGAGACAUUUGGAGUCAAGACAGACUUAUUUAGAGCUUGUGCCUGAGAAGGCACCGCCAACAGUCCCAACAGAAAUGUUUAGCAAUGACCCAUCUUUAGACAGUGAAUCUAAUGAGAUUUGCGAGUUAGAAACAUCUCCAAGUAACAUGGGUGAAGACUGCUUGAGUGUGGAUAUGAUUCCAGAGUGAAGGUCCUUUUUCCUUGUGUCCAUCAGUUUAAUUAUGCUUAUUAACAAUCAAGAAAAGGAGAAUUAGAAUAAUACUGUGCAUUUUCAUAUAUUUAUGUAGUUAAUAAAUUAAGUGAUUCAGUUGUCUCUUAUCAGAGCUCUUAUGACAUGGCAUGCCUUUAAAGAAAAUAUGUAGCUCGUGUAAAGGUUUAAAAAGAUUUUCACCUUCAUCGACUUUCCUAAUUCCUUCACCUUUGACACUGGACGUGUUCUGCAAAGAGAACUGUAGAACAUCAUUCCACGUAUUUUAACAAAUAAAAGAUACUCUUCUGUA